CGCAAAAACUAAGGCUCCUUCUUCCCAUUCCGACCCAACUAACUCUCCUUUUCUUUCUUUCCUCCUUAUAGGACGGUCGCGGUCUCAUUCCGCCGCUAGAGCCCCCAAAACGGUGCGUUUCCGGUCACACCCGUCGCGCAGUUGUCGGAGCCCCGAAGCCCGCCGGGCGAGUGGGUCCGGUUGUUUUCACUAAUUAGUGGUGAAUUGUGCCCUAAAGUUUCAAUCUUUGCUGCAAGAAUUUGAGAAUUUGGGGCAGAUCAUGGAGAGAAGGAGAUGGUUGCUAGUGCUGGCAGUACUUGCGUGCCUGUUUGGUUGUUCUGCCGGGAGAGAACUGAGAUUCAAGCACAAGAUUCAUAGCCAUAGCCCCGUCUACAAUCACACUCUUGCUACAAUAUUGGUUCGGUAUGCUUCUACGGUGUAUUUGUCAGAUUUGACAGAGCUGUUUUCUUGGACAUGCGACGAAUGUAAUGGCUUGAUUAAGGAUUUUCAAAUGAUAGAGCUGAUUGUUGACAUCCAGCAUUGCUUACAGGCAUAUGUUGGAGUCGCAACAGAUCCUAAUGCUAUUAUAAUUGCCUUUAGAGGAACUCAGGAACACAGCAUACAGAAUUGGAUUGAAGACUUAUUUUGGAAGCAACUUGAUAUAGAUUACCCCGGCAUGCCUGAUGCAAUGGUGCACCAUGGGUUUUACAGCGCUUACCACAACACCACCAUACGCCCUGGAAUUCUAAAUGCUGUUGCAAGAGCCAAAGAGUUUUAUGGAGAUAUUGGGAUCAUAGUGACAGGGCAUUCAAUGGGAGGGGCAAUGGCUUCAUUUUGUGCUCUUGAUUUAAGGGUCAAUCAAAAAGAGAACAAUGUUCAAGUUAUGACAUUUGGACAACCUCGUAUCGGUAAUGCAAUCUUUGCUACUUACUAUAGCAAACUUGUGCCAAAAACUAUACGAAUAACAAAUGGAAAUGAUGUUGUGCCUCAUUUGCCUCCAUACUAUACUCACUUUCCUCAGAAGACAUACCACCACUUCGCAAGAGAGGUGUGGCUUUAUAACAUUGGAUUGGGAAGUCUUGUUUAUAAGGUUGAGAAAAUAUGUGAUGCCUCUGGCGAGGACCCAACAUGCAGCAGGUCAGUGAAAGGGAAUAGUAUUUCAGACCAUUUAGUUUAUUUUGGUGUCGAUUUAAUGGCCAAGACAUGGAGACCGUGCAAAAUUGUGAUGGGUCCUGGUUUACUGGAGCAUGGAAGAACAGAUCUGGAAGGAAAUUUUGUACUGUCCAGAGAUCUUGCAACUCCUGUUCUCAAAUUGAAAACACAGCCAGAUGCCGGGGGAAAGCCUCUGUAGAAUGUUAACUGUGAGAGAUGUGUCCUGAAAGAGAAGCUGUGCCAUUUUUAUGCUUAGAGCCUUUAUGUUUUAAGAAAAGCCGUAGCAAUGAAGAUGGAGGCUUUAAUGAUGCUAGUGUACAUAUUAAUCUGUACGUGUACAUCUUCAUUCUUUGGAAUAUCAAUGCUGAGGCCGAGGCUGAGGCUGUGUUUACUUGUGUAAAUAAUGAAUAAUCUGAUACGUGUGAACUUCUUUAUA
This is a messenger RNA of Rosa rugosa (rugosa rose), 1567 nucleotides long. RefSeq names its product lipase. The coding region runs from base 260 to 1330 and encodes 356 amino acids. Lineage: Eukaryota; Viridiplantae; Streptophyta; Magnoliopsida; Rosales; Rosaceae. Gene Ontology annotation, biological process: lipid metabolic process. The transcript has 10 exons. The record is from RefSeq and is a predicted model, not a curated record.